This is a messenger RNA of Scophthalmus maximus (turbot), 2590 nucleotides long. RefSeq names its product ORC ubiquitin ligase 1 (gene obi1). The transcript has 6 exons. NCBI's taxonomy places the organism in Eukaryota, Metazoa, Chordata, Actinopteri, Pleuronectiformes, Scophthalmidae. Bases 139 to 2121 code for a protein of 660 amino acids. Gene Ontology annotation, molecular function: ubiquitin-protein transferase activity. Gene Ontology annotation, biological process: regulation of DNA replication; protein monoubiquitination. The record is from RefSeq and is a predicted model, not a curated record.
ACCUUUUAGGCCUUUGGGGCUUUCCGUAGCUCGGAGACUCGGCGCGCAGCUUCGCGCGGGGCACGUCGAUCGCUUUGUAACCUCCCCGUCCCCCGGGGGCAGUUUGUUGUGUCUACGUGCCGCGGACUCGUCCACAACAUGGCCCUCAACUAUCAGACGUCGACCCUUUCGAUGACUCUGCCGAUCUCGUGCCAGAUAUGUCUCGGGAAGGUCCGACAGCCGGUCAUCUGUGCCAACCACCACGUGUUCUGCUCCUCCUGCAUGGAGAUGUGGCUGAAGAAGGCGAGUCAGUGUCCGUCCUGCAGAGUCCCCAUCACAUCAGAGAGCCCCUGCAGGGAAAUCAUCGGAGGCACCAACGAGAGUGAUCACAGUGACAGCCCCUCCACGAGGAAGUGUCUCAGGAAAACCAGAGGAGAACUGCUUUUACGGGAGUACGAGGGAGAAGUUGACGGGCUCAUCCGAGAAAACGGCGAGCUGAAAGCGAAAAAUCAAAGUCUGGAGGCGCAACUGAAGACGGCUCUGGACCCCUGCAGCAUCAGCGCGGUGCCAACGGGCGACAAGAGCGUCGACCCCGGUGUCCUGGAGGAGUGGACCAACAGGCUGCGAGCGGCCACAGACGUCCGCGACAAGGUCAAGCAGGACAUGGACAAGCUGAAGGAGGCAAACAAGGCAUUGCGAUCUCAAAAUGUCGACCUUGUACAAGAGAACAUGAGACUGAAAGCAGAGGUGGCGACCAGAUCUCCCCAGAAGUUCGGUCGUUACACGGUGGCGGCGCUCGAAGCCAAAAUCCAGCAGUACGAGCGCGACGUGGACCACCUGAAGAGGGCGCUGGAGCGCAGCGACCAGUACAUUGAAGACCUGGAGUCUCGGGUCAGGAAGUCCGAGACGAGGGGCGCCGAGGUGCCGGAAGCAUGCGCGAGCAGCGCGGCUGGGUCAGACGCCCUCACGCAGCAGCAGAAAAUCAACAUGAUGAUGAGAAGCUUGAGCGACAACGAGCGGGCGUUGAUCUGCAGCAAUCCGGAGACGGAGAGUCGAACAAUAUCCAGAAAUCACAGUUUGUCGUUCGUGCCGUCUGCGGAUCACAAAGAGUCGAAUAAGAAUGUGACCGCAGAGAAGACGAGCGAGGACCUGGACAGCAGCUCGUCGUCCGACCUUCUGCCCGCAACCCCCUCCUCUGCUUUCCGCUCCCUGACUUUGAAAAGCCCCGGCAUCCGCGAAAAGAGAGUCGCCUUCAAACCCGCGUCGUAUCUGAGGAGGCUCGAUUUUGAAGAUUUUCCUGGUUUCGGCAAGAGCAACGGCACCACGGAGAACCAGUUCACGGGCAUUGACAAAUUCCCCAAAGGCCUGUCGCCGAGCACCGACAUGGAAGCCUCAAAGUCCGUCUUCUGGGGCGACUGGCAGAGAUCUAACUCUACCGACGAAACAUGUCCCAGUCCAAGUAAAGAAAGCUCAGUUGAUGAAUCCACUUCCACUGUUCUCGUAGGCGCUGAGCCUGACGGUUUCCUGACGCCCAGCGAGGCCUCCAUGGACGCCGCGUACCUGGACAAAAUCUCCGAGCUGGACUCCAUGAUGCUGGACGGAGAGAGCUCCAGCAGCCGAGGAUCCCAGCUGUCCCUGGCCUCCUCCACGGCCACAGACUUGGACAACACUCUGGUCCCGGCGCCGCAAACCUGCCCCCGGGUUUUGUCAAGCCACGGUGGCGACGACGACGACGACGACCAGAGGAGCCACUCGCCGUGCGGUGACGCUGACGGCACUGGGAACGAAAAAGCGGCUGCAAAGGCCCCAGCGGAAGAAGGUUUCGCAGCACUGCCGUCGUGUGAAGAGAACCGGGCCCGCGUUUCCGACUGCGCCGAUGACGGAGAGCUGUCCCAGACCGAAGAGCUGUCUUUCGACUUGCUGUUCGACGCGCUGGAAGACGACAAGGCCGCCGCCUCCGGCUCUAUCAGUCCGGCGGGCAGAGACGACGAUCACGCCAACCGGUCCUUCUCCAGCUGCAACGGGAAACCUGUGAACGCAACGAGGGACAGACACGCGCUCGUCAUCAGCCAGCCGACGAAGAGGAAGUCCCACAGUCCCUUCAGCACCAGCAGCCCCACGAAACUUUCAAAGCUCAUGUGAAGGUUUUUGACUGAGCGAACACGUCUGAACCUCUGUGGCGUCGGGCUUCACACGUCUACACACGGCUGGCGACGUUGACCUUCAUGUUGCUUCAUGAUACCGUCGUGAAUGUGAUGCUCCGACCUAUUCUCGUCUUUCUGAUAGUGUUCUGUGUGUGUAGUCUACUCGUAGGUCUUGGUAGCAGUUGAGUAGCGUUCGAAACAGCCGCUGUUGACGGCGAAAAUGUGUGCGUUGUGAUUGGACAAACGCUUCUGUGUCGGUGCCGAGACAUUUUCCAAAUGUUCUGGAAGCGCAGGUGUAAGUAUGUCUUUCGUCGUUUCAAGCUGUUCAGCCAACAUGGUAAUCUUUUAAAAAAAAAAAAAAAAAAAUGAUGACAUGCAAAUACUGAAGACACACGAACGAUGUCAUUUUGGAAUGAACACCGCAAUGUUAGAGCGUGUGAGAAAAUAAAAAAUAAUAAUGCAAUCUA